Molecule: messenger RNA, 1545 nt
Organism: Sinocyclocheilus anshuiensis
Lineage: Eukaryota; Metazoa; Chordata; Actinopteri; Cypriniformes; Cyprinidae
Gene: ptges3b
Product: prostaglandin E synthase 3b (cytosolic)
Exons: 8
Coding region: 173-649 (158 amino acids)
Biological process (GO): chaperone-mediated protein complex assembly; protein folding; telomere maintenance via telomerase
Cellular component (GO): cytosol; nucleus
Molecular function (GO): Hsp90 protein binding; protein-folding chaperone binding; prostaglandin-E synthase activity
Source: RefSeq, a predicted model, not a curated record
AGCGAGCGGGAGGUUGCCGCUUGGUUCAAACGGAAGCUCUAGCAAAGUCCAGCGAAGGGAGGGGCGUGGUUUGAGGCUCCGCCCAUCGCGCUCCAGUCAGACCAGAACACAGUCAAACCCCGGGAGAACAUACCAGAAACCCCGAUCAGACACACACACAGCCGCCAAAGCCAUGCAUCCAGCAGCUGCUAAGUGGUACGACAGACGGGACUGUGUCUUCAUUGAGUUUUUGGUGGAGGACAGCAAGGAUGUGAAUGUGAAUUUUGAAAAGUCCAAAUUUGGUUUCAGCUGUCUCAGUGGGACGGAUAACAUGAAGUACUCAAAUGAAAUUGACCUUUUUGAUUCCAUCGAUCAAGAUGGGUCCAAACACAGGCGUACAGACCGGUCGAUCUUGUGCUGUUUACGGAAAGCGGCGUCAGGGAAAUCCUGGCCCAGGUUAACAAAAGACAAAGCAAAGCUCAACUGGCUUAGUGUUGACUUCAACAACUGGAAAGACUGGGAGGAUGAUUCAGAGGAAGAUUUGUCCAACUAUGAUCGCUUUUCAGAGAUGAUGGGCAACAUGGGAGGAGAAGAUGAUUUACCUGACCUAGAUGGAGCAGAUGAUGAAUCAGCUGAUAGUGAUGAAGAAAAAAUGCCAGAUCUGGAAUAAGCGACUGGCACGUUGUGGACAGAGAGAGGAGGAGAGGGGGAUGACCUAAUGAAAAGAGGAAGCUGUCACCUAAAUGCUACUUGAUCUGAAAGAGAGCAAAGCUGGAUUCAGUGAGACCGUUGAGUUCAUGAGCAUCAGCUCUGUCCCAGUGGCUGCACUCCAGAAGAUCGUCAUAAACCUCUGCUGGGAGUUAAUAUGCAUAUUGUUGUACAGAGCUUCGUUGUCCCUCUCCUUAUGACCAGUCCUGGCUUUUUUUUUUUUUUAUCUGUGCUAAAAACAUGUAUACUUAAACUGUUUGGAAAAACUGCACUGUAUUCAUAUUUUUUUCAACUGAAAAGCAAUAGAUGUGAUGGAAAGUUUCUUUUUUUUUUGUAAGGCAUUGAAAUUAAAAUGAAAUGUUAAACUUUGCAGAGGUGGAGAGAGUUUGUGUCUUGCAAAUCCUGUGAUUAAAGCAUAAGAAUGAUUAUGGAUUUUGGAAACUGUAAGUUCCAGUUAUUAGACAUAAGACUCACUGCGCUAAUAUACAGUACUUCUUUUCAUAUGUCUCUUGAGGUGGUACCAGAUUUGUUGGAUGUUGAUAUUUUCUGACUCUCCAAAAUGAUCAAUUUCCCCAAAGUCUAUAUUAGCACUGUAUUUGGUAUUGGACCAUUAAUGUCUUUCCUAUUGUGACUGCAGCAUGAUGUUUGAUGUCUUCAAAUGUAAAAGAUGGGAAAACAGAAAGGUAUUGUAUGUUUCCAAUCAAAUUUAAAACAAAAAGACUAAAUAAGUUUUCACUAUCAAAAUUUAGGUGCUAGACAGGGCUAUGUGUGUGCAUAUUGCUAGACACCUAUCAAUGUUUUCAAAAGAAAAAAGCUUUCGAUUUUAUCUACAUAUUUCUAAUAAACUACUCAAUGCUU